UACAAACCUGUCCUUAAAACUGAUAUCUUUCAACUGUUGGUAUGAGGGAAGGUUUUGCUUUGAAUAUUUUAUUUAACUGUUUGCAUGAUUUGAAAUGAACCCAUUGCCCUUAUGUGAUUCCUUUUAUUGUUAAUUUUUAAUAACCUACAGAACACAAAUAAAUGCACACACAUACACACACACUGCAUAAGCAUCAUUCAGUGCUGUAGUUGGACCACCCAAAACACCUCAUUGGUAGCCAUGAUGAACACACCCAACCGUGACCACAUUUUAUCAGCAGUCAGGAUACAAAAACAAGGUCUAUAGGAGGAAAAUAAAAUAGUGCCCUGCAGACACAAUGGCAGUGACAGUGGCUUUGCGUUGAUGCUCUCCCCUUGCUGCAUGUGGCCUUUGAACCCAUUGUUGUGUCGCGGGUGACGUCAGUGCCGUGUGCGGGAGACGGAGCGGCGUGCGCCUGGCGAGACAAAGGCGGCGGACCGACCGGGGUCAGGCAGCAGCACUGAGCCGAGAAUCACUGUUUUUUUUAACUAAAGGUAACCGCUAACCUUGGAUUUGAGCUGCGGUCUCCCUGACGGUACGCAGAAUGAGGACCCAGUGACACUCCCAGGAGUAUGGUUUGACUCUCCAGACAGAGAAAAAACAACAGUGCCCUCCUUGCGUUUUUAAACGUUUUUCUCCUACGCCCCCCUUUUUGCCUGCUAGUUAGCUAACCCGCUAGCUCCUAGCGCUGCACAGCACAACGUUGGUCUCCUCCUCCUCCUCCACCUUCUCCUUCUCCUCCUGGCUGCUUCUCAUCUUUCCCUCAAGAGCUGGGCGACAGCCGAAGACAGGACCUCGUCGACGAAGGCAAGAUAAAAGGAAGAAGAGCAGGGUGAGCUCACUCCCAACAAACAGGCAUCCGUGAUCUGAUGUGAGAUCCACGGAGAGACUAUGCCUAGCCCUUUAUUCCACCCCGAGAUUAUGGACCACGACGUGGUGAUCAGCAGCCAGCACAACGGGGUCGGUCUGCCCCGAGAGACAGACCAGGAGUCCCGGGAAGAGGACCACCAAGAGGCGCUCCGCUUUGCCCUGGACCAGCUGUCACUCAUGGCCCUGGAGAAAGUGGACUGUGGGGGCGGCGGUGGCAGCGGAGGAGGCGGGCUGGUGGACACUCUGGAUGGGAACCAGGGUCCGGGUUCUGAGAGCUGCAACGGUGUGGGUGGAGGGGGGUACGUGGACCUACAGAUGCUGGAGCAUCCCGGCGGGUCACGGGACUCCCCGACGUCCUGCUCUCCAUCCCCGGAGUACUACGGCUCGGGCGGGUACCACAUGACCGGCUCGCACUCCAUGCUCCACGGGGAACAAAGCUCCGUCCUCUGCAGCAGGAAAAGAAGUGUCAACAUGACUGAAUGUGUGCCUGUCCCCAGCUCAGAACAUGUGGCUGAAAUAGUGGGGAGACAAGGUUGUAAGAUCAAGGCCUUGCGUGCCAAAACAAACACCUACAUAAAGACUCCCGUGAGGGGCGAGGAUCCUGUUUUCAUCGUGACGGGACGCAGGGAGGAUGUGGAGAUGGCCAAACGUGAAAUUGUCUCUGCGGCUGAGCAUUUCUCUAUGAUCCGGGCAUCCCGCUGCAAAGCUGGAGGACCUGGUGGAGGGGGCUCGCUUCCUGGACCACCACACCUACCUGGACAGACCACCAUACAGGUCAGGGUGCCCUACAGAGUAGUUGGUCUAGUUGUUGGACCGAAGGGAGCAACUAUCAAGCGCAUCCAGCAACAGACUCACACCUACAUCGUGACACCUAGUCGAGAGAAAGACCCUGUGUUUGAGGUGACUGGGAUGCCAGAAAAUGUGGACCGAGCGAGAGAGGAGAUCGAGACCCACAUCACCCUGCGAACUGGAACCUUUGUGGACCUGCAGGGAGACAACGACUUCCACACCAACGGCACUGAUGUCAGUCUGGAAGGCCUGGGCUCUCUGAGUGGAGGACUUGGAGCAUCUCUGUGGUCCAGGGCUACCAAUCACCAUUCUGCCCCCCCUCCGCCUCCACCUUCCCCCCCUCCUCCUAUUCCCAUGUCCAUGCACCACUCCUCCAACCGGAAGAUGUCCUCCUCCGUCGCCUAUCACACGCACAACAGCGGGAUGAGCUCAGACAGCUUCAGCACCACCCGCAAAGCCAACGAGGGAGGCAGUCCCACUAGCCCUUUUAGCACAGGCUCCAGCAGUGCUGGAGGAGGAUUCACUUUUGGGGGCGAUUCCACCCCAGGACUGCCCUCCUCAGAUGAACUGGGCUUUGAGUUCAGUGCUUCCAACAUAUGGGCGCCUUUCGUCAACGGUGGAACAGGCAAUAAGACAGCCGGCUCCUCCCAGCAGCAGCCUCUACGUCGCAACAGUAGCGGCCUCAGCGGUGGCGCCAUCACUCCACGAUUGUCUCCAACUCUGCCUCAGGACACAGGCGUGGGCCCUCUGGAUCACCCGCUAGCCCGUCGUGCACAGAGCGACCCCCUCAGCACUCUCUCAUGGCUACAGUCUGGCAGCGCAGGAGGCGGCUCCUUCUCUGGAGCCUCCAGUUCUAGCUCUGGCGGCUCGUCGACCGGUUACUCCUCCUGCUCGGCCUCCUCUCUACCUGGUGGCUCUCCCACUGACUCAGAGGGAGGCAGCAGCGGCGUCGGUCUCAGCUCGGGGAUGCUGAGCCGGCUGAAAGGCAGCUCUGGCCCUGGGGUCGCGGGUCUGGUCGGCGUUGGCCCCGGGGUCAACAGGGACUGCUUUGUGUGUUUCGAGAGCGAGGUGACAGCAGCCCUGGUGCCUUGUGGCCACAACCUGUUCUGCAUGGAGUGUGCCGGGCAAAUCUGCCAGUCAGCUGAGCCAGAGUGCCCUGUCUGCCACACCCCAACCACACAGUGCAUCCGCAUCUUCUCUUAAUGCCCCGAGCAGGGGGGUGGGGUGGGGGAUAAAAUAUGAGGGUUGGGUGACAGGAAGAGGACUUGAGUGGGGCACCAGCUGUGGCGGAGGCGAUGGAAGGAUUCACACUAAUAACCUUCACACACACAUGAUGGACCAUAAUAAAUACAUUAAUAGAGAUGAUGAUACUAUAAGGAUGUUGAUUUAUUGCUCAUAACUGUCAAGAUUAAUAAUAACAAUAAUAAUAAUAAUAAUAAUGACAAUGACUUAUUUUCAGAGUGAAGUUAAUUGAAACUGGUCUGCAGACAGUUGGGGCUCAGACAGUCUCUAGGUGGUGAACUUAUGGAAGGAAACUAGUGUCUUAUCUCUCUUCAGGCCUUCAUUUUGACCCGGAGCAGCCUGCAUCGCUGGCCGCCGGUCUGUCUCAACAUUUCUUCAUUCUGGCUUCUUCAGAUCUCUGCCUGCUUUCUCUCUCACAGCCUUUCCUUUUGACACUUUUGUACUUAACAGAUAUUUUUCGAUGAAGCUGUCACUGAGGCCUGCACUUUUCUACUCCUUAUUUUAAUGUUCUUGACAGGACGCAAACUGUUCCAACAAACAAACCCCUUGCUUUCUCCUCUGCUCUCACUCAUGCUGUUGUUUGUGACAUGAAGCGGCGGGGUUGCUAUUUUUCUGUAAGCUUGGAACUUUUUUAAAGGUCGGCAUGUAGUCAGGCACCAAGCAGAACAAUACACCCGAGGGACCUCUUAAGGAUGAAUUCCUGUUUCUCGUUGCCACAGAAGAAAAAUUAGCCAUCAGUAAUGCCAAAUGAAUGCUAUUAAUAGUCGUCUCGUAAUUCCUGAUCAAACUCAAUAACAUGUUGGAUGAAUUUGGAUGAGUUUACCCCACAUUUCAAAUGUGGCUGCUGCAUCAAUUCACAUUAAUUAUCCUUUAAUACGUCAGAAACGUACCAUUAGUGAUACUGAAGGAAUGUGUCUGAGGUCUGUACGUUUGGGCUGCCUGACAAUCCCUUUACAUCUCUCUAUCUUGCGCGCGCAUGUGUGUGUGUGUGUGUGUGAGAGUAAUGCCCACUCAUGCUGUUCUUCAUGUCGGCAUCGUUAUAUGUCCUCACCUUGAGAAGGUCUGGUUUCUGUCCUGCUGCCCCUCUCCUUCACUUCACUCAGUCUUAUAGGAAGGCGAUGCUCUGAUCCAUCCACACCGGGACAUUUUCCUGUCAUAUCCUGUCUGUUACACUUAGAUCGACUCAUUUAGUGUUUUAUACUAGUUUUUGACUCUUGACUGUCGAGUGUGUGGCUUACAGACAUAUUUUGAAUUUUAGGAUAAGAUAGGGCUUUUCUGAUGUCACACGUGAAUGUUUUGUCCAAUAAGGUUAAGGAGAGAUGUCCACUCCUCCCACAUGAAACAAUAGUAAGGGGCUCGAUUGAAGCAUUUUUUUUUCAUGCACUGUAACCCACAGCCCCUCUAAAAAGUAAAAAAUCUAAAAAAAAAAAAGCAAAAAAAAAAAAAACAAAAAGAAACAGUUCUUACUGUUUUGUUAAGUUUUGGUCUUCCACCCCACUCUCACAGCAAAGCUGUAUGGCACUCUCAGAUGACACACUGUCACACCCAUAUAGCGCUGUACUCCCGGCCAAAUGUAGUGCACUAUAUGGUUAGUUGUUUGCGAUUUGUCCUGUGUUUCAUAGCAUAACUUCCGAUGAGGCAGUUGCAUCCUGUUUUUGUGUUUGUGCUUUUUUUUUGUUGUUUGUUUUUUUUGUUUUUUUCUCUCAAGAGUUUGCAGUAACUGCCUCCUAUAGUGUUAAUACUGUACGGAAGAUUUGGGCGAUGUCUGUGUGAUGGUACACGGUUGCUGUUUGUGGCCCUUUUGAACAUAACAUGGAAUUAGCUCAUAGAAUGAGACAAGCCAUGACAACUGAAUUAAAAUGACACAUACCUAAUUCUCAAGGGCUUCCUCUGACUGCACAGACACAUGAUCACAUUUUUCAGGCUCGCACAGUAGGAAAGAAUCAACUUAUCCUUUAUGGCAGCUAGUAGCUAGGUCAUCCAGGGCUUCCAGACACUCUUUGUGUUCAAAUCCCAGCAGCUGCAGAAUGUUUUUGCUUGUUGUUAUUAAUUAUUUUCUUAACUGUCCCUACACAGUCAUCACAUUCAGAUCCUAUUAGAGUGUAGGGCAUCGCCGUCACAGUGUGUCCUCCACCCUGGACGUAGCCGCAGAUCAGGAUGGGUUGUGGGGUUUUAAUAACAAGGAAAAAAGGGUAACUCUACUUGAGUAAAUGAUAGGUGAAAAUGGGCAGUUGCUGCUGUGCUUUGGUGCUCCAGCCAGUGUAAUGUUCGACUUAUUUGCUGUCUUGACUGUUUGUUUGCUACUUGGGUGACAGGGGCAGUAGGAAUCUAAUAAGCAGCUGUCCUGGUUGAGCGCAGCAGUGCACUGAUUCAUGUGUCCACACGUGUAGGAAAAAUCUGCCCAGGAGCUGUACUGGUAGUCUUUCUAAAGGCUAUCCCAUGGUGCUUUGGUUGCAGCAGGAGGUCCACUCAAGUUGUCAGUCAAAACUCUUGCAGUGCAUCGUAGACCUGGCAACCCUGUUCUCAUUCUCGUCAAAACUGGCAACCCAUCCCGUCUGAUGUCGGGCGUCGCAUUUCAUCUUCUUACUCGUGCACACUCUGAACAGAUGCAGGGCCACGAAUAUGUCUGAGUGAACAGAUCAGUCGUGUCUACUGUGUGAGUCUGUUGAGGCCAAUCUUGCAGCCCAUCUUCAAACUGUCCAAGUCGACGUAUUAAAGAAAUUGUUGUAUUUUGCCAGAUGGGUCUAAUGUCAGUCCUGGUGCUGCACUGGGAUUUUUCUGGCCAAUGAGAGAAUGUUAGGGUUUAAUGUACAGUAGUUUAAUUGUUAAAAAGGUACAAAUGUUUUCAGAUUGACUGCUGAUUUUUAUUUUAUUUUAUUUUUUGUUAGCCAAACUUACCCCCUCCCCCAUUUCCUUCCUAAAGGUUUGAAAACAGGGUUUCCUGAGGCAUGCUAGCCAGUGACCUCUGACCUUUUUUUUUUUGUGAUUAGAGGGGGGAUGCAAAGAGAGCCACGCCAUUAAGGGGUGACAGACUCCCCUUAAGCCUCCGCUCUUCUAUUUUUGCUUUAAUUCUCUUUGUAUGCAGAACCAAAAUGUAAAACGUCAGCAAACUAGGUUUCAGUCCUGACCUGUGUGUGUAUAUACCCUGAAUACAAUCAUUGGGAUCUUGUUUUCAAAAGCAAAAUGACUUAAUUGAAGAUAAGUGUAGUUUCUAAAGAACAUGUAUCAUUAUUUGUAAGUUAACCAUCUGCAUGUCUUCAAGCCACCUGGCAUUAGCUAAUAAUUUUUAAGAUUUAAAAAAAAAAAAAAAAAAAAUUUUUACACAUUUUAUUUUUUACAAUUUAUUUGCUUACCUAAAUAUCCCAGACAAUAAUGUGACCCUUUUUAUUACUUCAAAUUUAUUUUUAUUUUCCAUUUUUUAUUUUCCUUAUUUCCUGUGUACUACAUAUAGGCAAUUUAUAACAAAAUGAGAAAACUAUUGAAGAAAUUUUAAAAUUGAAAUAUAUUUUAUUUGAAAGUUUAUGGACCUUUUAACCGUGACCCGGGAAAAUUGUAUAAUCAUAUAAUUUGAGCUGACUUGACGGUUAUGAGAAAUGUAUCAAGAGUUUUAUUUUUUAUGCUUCUUUAAUAAAGUCUUGUUUUUUGGUUUCAUUUUUUUACUGUAAAAUAAGAA
Seriola aureovittata is the source of this 6613-nucleotide messenger RNA. RefSeq names its product RNA-binding protein MEX3B. The transcript is spliced from 4 exons. Lineage: Eukaryota; Metazoa; Chordata; Actinopteri; Carangiformes; Carangidae. The record is from RefSeq and is a predicted model, not a curated record. Gene Ontology annotation, molecular function: RNA binding. The coding region runs from base 931 to 2901 and encodes 656 amino acids.